UACUUUCCUUCAAUUGAAACCCUUCGUCCACGACUGUAUGCUCUUAACUUCCCAGCUCUGCUGGCGCUUCGCAUUACUCCUACGCCGUCUUCCUCCUCCGCCGUCCGCUCUGCAUUUUAGAACCUUUCUACUCCGCCACUGCUCUUCAUUGCACUCGCCGCCCCUGCCAAUGGGCACAGCCUCGAAUGAUUCUGGCCCCUCCGUCCCCAAAGACGAAGCUUAUCUCGCAACAGUUAUCAACAAACGCAUCGACCUCUUCAAAUCCAUCCAAGACCGGGAAAAACUCCAGCGCCUCUCCCUGUCCCCUGACCCCAUCAGGAUUGUGUUACCUGAUGGGUCAGUGAAGGAGGGGAAGAAGUGGAAUACUACCCCGUUUGAUGUGGCGAAGGAAAUUUCCAAGAGCUUGGCAUCUAAUGCGUUGAUUGCUAAGGUGGACGGGGCUCUAUGGGAUAUGCAUAGGCCAUUAGAGGGGGACUGUGAGCUGAAGCUGUUUACAUUUGAUAGCGAUGAGGGGCGAGAUACCUUUUGGCAUUCAAGCGCCCACAUCCUUGGCCAGUCACUAGAGCAGACAUAUGGAUGCAGAUUGUGCAUUGGGCCAUGUACCACAAGAGGGGAGGGUUUCUAUUACGAUGCUUUUUAUGGUGACUUGGGAUUGAAUGAGGAUCAUUUUAAAAGGAUUGACGAUGGGGCUAAGAAGGCUGUAUUGGUAUCUCUCUUUUCUACCUAAAAUUGUAUACUUUGGUAAAAUCUGUGUUCUAUUUUGUGCUUGUGAACAGUGUGCCUGUUUUUCUUUUCCAUCUUUUAACAUGUUAUUGUUAUUUCAAUUUGUAGGAUUCUUUAUUACUGAUUUUUGUGCUGAU
Coffea arabica (coffee) is the source of this 860-nucleotide messenger RNA. The record is from RefSeq and is a predicted model, not a curated record. Lineage: Eukaryota; Viridiplantae; Streptophyta; Magnoliopsida; Gentianales; Rubiaceae.